AUGGCCUCCCUCCAUGGAAUCCUAGUAGCCCUCAUCACCCCCUUCACAGACGACAAGACCACAAUCGACGAAGCCCGUCUGCAAACACACAUCGAGCACCUGAUCACAGCCGGCGUGCACGGUCUCGUCCCCGGCGGCAGCACCGGCGAAUUCACCACACUGACAGUCGGCGAGCGCAAGCAGCUAACGGAGCUCUGCGUUAAAUUCGCCGCCGGCCGUGUCCCCGUCGUCGCCGGCACAGGCAGUCUCUCAUCCGCCGAGGCCGUCGAGCUCUCCGUGCACGCCGCCCAAGUCGGUGCCGCAGCGACAAUGGUCGUGCCCCCGUACUACGACCCCGUCAGUCUGCCAGAGCUGCACGAGCUGCUCGGCGAGAUCCAUACUGCAUCCGGCCUGCCCAUCGUCUUCUAUAAUAUCCCUGCGGCGUCUGGCAUCACGCUGUCCCCCACUGAGAUUGCGGGUCUGUCUAAGGUCGGCGUUAAGUAUCUUAAGGAUACCUCGGGUAAUGCGCCGGCGCUGACGGAGCUUAUCUUUGGUUUGUCGGAUCAGAUUACUUCGUUUAAUGGGUGGGAUACGUUGACUUUCUAUGGUCUUGCUGCUGGUGCACCGGGUGGUGUCUGGGGUGCGGCGAAUAUUAUUCCUGAGUUGGCGGUUGAGCUUUACGAGGCUGUUUCUGUGAAGGGGGAUUUGAAACUUGGGCGCGAGAUUUGGGCUAAGGCUUGGCCUAUUUGCAAGUUCCUUGAGACUCAUAGUUAUGCUGCGGCUGUUAAGACCGGUGUUGAGUUGAUUGGGCAGCCUACUGGUGGUCUGCGCAAGCCUUUUGCUCUUCUCAACCAAGAGUUGACGGCGGAACUGAAGCAAUUAUUGCAGAAUGCUGGUGUUAAGACCGUUUAG
This is a messenger RNA of Penicillium verrucosum, 891 nucleotides long. RefSeq names its product dihydrodipicolinate synthase family protein. Gene Ontology annotation, molecular function: N-acetylneuraminate lyase activity. The transcript has a single exon. The record is from RefSeq and is a predicted model, not a curated record. The coding region runs from base 1 to 891 and encodes 296 amino acids. NCBI's taxonomy places the organism in Eukaryota, Fungi, Ascomycota, Eurotiomycetes, Eurotiales, Aspergillaceae. Gene Ontology annotation, cellular component: cytosol. Gene Ontology annotation, biological process: N-acetylneuraminate catabolic process.